AUGGUUCUCACCGAAUGUGUUCGACCGACAGCGCAACGCUUUCGCUAUGCGGUGACACCUUCACUCGGAGUUAUUUUCAUGGAAUCUGACGCGAUGCCUUUGUGGGUUUCUUUCUCGAGGACAUCGGAGCGUGGACUCCAGACACAGCUACAUACCGGUGUCGAGAAGAGCUUGCACUAUGCUGAACCACCAGGUGACGGACUAGCCCCCGUGAAACGAUAUGAACGUCUGGCCAGAGGUCCUGGUUUGUCCUAG
Molecule: messenger RNA, 255 nt
Organism: Necator americanus (New World hookworm)
Lineage: Eukaryota; Metazoa; Nematoda; Chromadorea; Rhabditida; Ancylostomatidae
Exons: 2
Coding region: 1-255 (84 amino acids)
Source: RefSeq, a predicted model, not a curated record